AUGUCCACUCCUUUGGCGUUCCUCAGCACGCUCCCCGCCCCGCCGCCGGGCACGUCCCUGGGCGACCAGCUCGCGGAGCAGGUCACCGACUCCGGCCGCUGCCGCACCCUCCUCGACUGUCUCUGCACCACCGACAGCCCCGCCCUCUGGUCCCCCGACGCCGCCCGCCCCGCGCUCCCCCACCGCGCCCUCCACGAAUUCAUCUCCUCCUUCGCCCUCCCCACCUCGGGGCUGCACCCCAGCCUCGGCCCGAACGACCGCGUCAUGGUCGUCCUCCCCACCGGGCCCGAGAACGCCCUCGCCCUGCUCGCCCUCGCCGCCUACCACACCUGCGCGCCCGUCAACGCGAGCUGCACCGCCGCCGAGCUCUGCGAGGACGCCCGCCGCCUCGGGGCCAAAGCCGUCGUCGCCACGCCCGACGUCGCCGAGCGCCUCGAGCUGCGCAAGCUCCGCGCCGCGCUGCGCUGCGAGGUCGUCUUCGUGCACGCGCGCCCCGCGGGGCCCGCGGGGCUGUUCGACAUGACCGUCAUGGACGAGAGCGACGACGACCGGACGUGGGACGUUGUCGAUCGGCGGGAGCGGCGCCCGUCGCGGCUGCACGCGCUCGACGAUCAGUCGCUCGUCCUGCACACGUCUGGCACCAGCGGGAAGAAAAAGGUGGUGCCAUACAGCCUGCGCUCGCUGAUCGUCGGGACGUGCGCGGUGAUCAAGUCUUGGGAUCUGCAGCCGGGCGACGUGAACAUGAACAUGAUGCCGCUAUUUCACGUCGGCGGCAUUGUCCGGAACCUGUGGGCGCCCAUGUUCUCUGGCGGCAGCGCGAUCAUGUGCGCCGGCUUUGACGCGUCCGCGUUCUGGCCCAUCGUCGUCGAGCGCGGCGCCACUUGGUACUACGCAGCGCCGACCAUGCACCACGCCAUCCUCGCGUCCAGACCGGAUUCCCUCGUCCCGUCGCGCGACACGCGCAUGCGCAUGAUCGCAAACGCCGCCGGCGGGCUCCUCCCCACCCUCGCCGCCGAGCUCCGGCGCACAUUCGGCGCCGUCAUCCUCCCCUCGUACGGCAUGACCGAGUGCAUGCCCAUCGCGUCCCCGCCCACCACCUACCAGCUCGACCGGCCCGGCUGCUCCGGCGUCGCCUGCGGGCCCUACCUCUCCAUCCGCGACCCCGCGGACCUCGAGCGCGAGCUGCCCACAGGCGCCACCGGCGCCGUCUGCGUGCGCGGGCUGCCGACGUUCGACGGGUACGAGCUCGCGCCCGGCGCGCCCCUCGACACCUCCGCGUUCACCCGCGAGGGCUGGUUCGACUCGGGCGACAUGGGCUGCAUGGACGCGGACGGCUACCUGUACAUCACCGGCCGCUCGAAGGAGAUCAUCAACAAGGGCGGCGAGGUCGUCUCGCCGUUCGAGAUCGAGGAGGCCGUCGUGUCCGCCGCCAAGGACAGGGUCAAGGCGACGCUCGCGUUCUCGGCCGAGCAUGAUGUCCUGCAGGAGACGAUCGCCGUCGUCGUCGUCCCCGUGCCCGGCCGCCCGCGGAUCAGCCUCGCGGACCUGCACGACCUGCUCAAGGCGAACCUGCACCCGUCAAAGUGGCCGUUCGCGGUGGUCUACAUGGACGACCUGCCCAAGAACAAUGCGGGCAAGCCGCUGCGUAUCAAGCUCGCGCAGCGCCUGGGUCUUGGGUGCCUGACCGACGACACGCCUGCUCUCGCGCGCCAUUUCGAAGCCACCGCCCCGGACAAGAACACGCCGCUGUCGGAGCCCAUUCCGUGCAAGCGCGUGUCGCUCGACCUGUCGCGCGUCGAACAGGCGAUGCACAGCAUGCUUGGCGUCCAGGAAGUCGCUGUCAGGUUGAAGAAAGACGGCUCGCCCGAGGCGCUCGUGUCAGUCGACCUGGACUCGGGCCUGGACAGUGCCAGCGUCCUCGACGGCCUCACAGACAAGCUCGACGGGUACUGCAUCCCCAGCCCCCUGCACGUCCUCACGGAGCCGCUCGCCAAGACCGCCGACGGCGCGGUCGACUUUGCGCGCAUCGAGGCCGAGAUCCAGGCGCGCGCCGCGUCGCAGCUGUCGCCCACCGCGCUCGUCGUGCGCGACGUCAUCGCGCGCCUGCUCGACCUCGACCCCGGCGCGGUCACGCUCGACUCGGACUUCUUCCUGCUCGGCGGGAACUCGCUGCUGCUCGGCCGGCUCGCGCACCACCUCCGCAAGGAGACGGGCGCCGCGCUGCAGGUGCCCGCGAUCUUCACGAACAGUAGCGUGCGCGGCAUCGCGGCGCUCGUCGAGGAGCAGGAGGCGCAUAUGAGCAAGACGGCGCUCAAUUCGAGCAGGGCGAGCGUCGUGGAGAAGGGCAGGUAUGAUUUGAGUGAGAGUAGCAGUAUCGAUUUGGAGAGUUUGGGGUAUGGCGCGAGGGAGCGCGGCAGCCGCGGGCAGACGCACCCCGUCUCGCUCUUCGUGCAGGCGCUCCCGCUGAUGUUCUUCUACCCGCUCAAGGCCGCGUGGACGUGGACCGUGAUCGUGUUCAUGCUCUCCGUGUUCGGCAACUUCAUCGACGCGGGCUACUGGAUGAAGAUCGGGUGCCUGCUCGGUGCGAUUGUCACCGCGCGCUUGUCGGCGCGUAUUAUCUCCCCCGUCGCGGCGAUCCUGUUCAAGUGGGCCGUCAUUGGCCGGUACAGGCCAGGUACGUACCCGAUGUGGGGCUCGUACCACCUGCGCUGGUGGAUCGUCAACCAAAGCCUGCGCGUCGCCGGCCGCGGUGUGUUCUCGAUGCACCCCGCGCUCGAGCUCCUGUACUACCGGCUGCUCGGCGCGAAGAUCGGGCGCGACGUCAAGCUCGACAAGAUGGCGCGGCUGCACGAGGUCGACCUGCUCACGCUGCACGACGGGUGCCGCAUCGACAAGGCGCUCGUGCGCGGCUUCUGCGUCGAGCGCGACGGGUUCUUCAAGCUCGACCGCAUCGUGAUCGGCGAGGGCGCGGUCGUGAACACGUACACGCAGAUCUCGCCGGGCGCGUCGAUCCCCGCGGGCGCGGUCUACGGCCCGCACGCGUCCUCGCACGAGGAGGCCGCGUCGGAUAAGAACGCGAGCUGCAACCGCACGAUGGCGCGCAAGCCGCACGCGGCGCUGCAGUGGCUCGUGUGCCACCCGGUCGUGUUCCUCGUCAAGUUCGCGAGCUACCUCCCGUGGUUCGCGGCGCUGUUCGCGCUGCUGUCGCAGCCCAUCGACAAGGAGAACCUGAAUACGCUCGAGCUGGUCAUCAAGUGGUUCGCGAGCCCGCAGCGGAUUAUGUGGCAUGCACUUGCGAGGGUCAUCCGUGUUGUGUUCCCGCCGCUGAUCCAGCUUGUCCUCGGUAUUGCGGUCAAGCGCGCUAUGGGCUUGAACAAGGAGGGCCUGAUGGAGCAGGCGUCCCAGUGGACACUUGUUCGUCGACAGAUUAAUCACUCCCUGCUCUCACAGCGUGACCUCAGCCGUGCGUUUGAUAUCCUGGGUACCCAUUAUGAGAUGACGUCGCGGGUUUUCCGCGCGAUGGGAGCCAAGAUCGGCAAGCGCGUGUACUGGCCUGGCUCCGGUGUGUACUGUCCCGAUCCGGAGCUGCUCGAGGUCGGCGACGAUGUCGUGUUUGGCUCGCGUUCUGAGCUGUUCACGUCGGACUGCAUUGGGGCUGAGAGGAUUGUUAUCAAGAGCGGCGCCAUGAUUGCAGACCGCGUUGUGUUGCUUCCUGGCACGACCGUUGGGAGGCGCACGGUUAUGGGGUCGGGCGCGCUGGGUAAGCGUAACGGCGUCUACGAGGAUGGGUCGGUGUGGAUGGGAUGCGACCACGGUGAGGCGGUAUGCUUCGGCCGGGGUGGUAAGGAUGUCAGCGGUGACACCAUCACACCCUUUGGGAGGGCGUUCUACAGGCGUGAAGCGCCGUUCUUCGUCUUCCCGUACCCGAUGCUCCUUGCGAUCAACCUGCUUACCGCGGGCGUCUGCGCUGGGUUCUGGUCUAUGGGUGCUAUUGCUGUCACGCAGGCGCUCAAUCAGCUGCGAAUCCACCUCCACCACGUUCAUCUCUUCGCUGAGACGUGGUAUCGGUUCUUUGUGCUCUUUGGUAUGAUCUCUGUCUUCUUCGUCGCCGCGCUCAAUAUCCAGGCCUGGAUCGCCUUGAGCUGGGUGAUCUUGACCAAGUGGAUCGUCAUUGGCCGGCGGCAAGAGGGCCAGUAUGACUGGGACAAGAGCAACUACUGCCAGCGCUGGCAACUCCACCUCGUGCUGUCUCGUAUCUUGCACAGGAGCUACGGUAACGGUGGUGUUCUCGGAAAUAUUACCGGCUCGGCCUACAUUGUGUGGUUCUACCGGGCCCUAGGCGCCAAGAUCGGCAAGGAUGUCGCUCUGUUCGCUGGCGGGAGGGUCGGGUUGAUGACCGAACCUGACCUCCUGGAGAUCGGUGACCGCGUCUGUCUGGACGACUGCUCGGUCGUGGCCCACAUCAAUUCUCGAGGGAACUUUUCGCUCAACAAAUUGAAGAUCGCGGAUUCAUCCGCCAUGCGCUCCGGGUCUCGUCUCCUGUCUGGAGCAUCCAUGGAGGAGAAUUCGAUGCUGCUGGAACACACCCUCCUGACCUCGGGAGAGAUCGCCGAGAAGGACUGCGUCUACGCUGGGUGGCCCGCGAAGCCCAUCGAUUACUUCCGCCUGGCCAGCUACUACGACCUCGAGAAGCAUCACGACGAGCUGGAAGGGGAGAAGAGGCGUCUGGAAGAGAUGCUGCAGAAGACAGAAGACAUGAUGUCAAGAGUGCGGAGAGGGAUGAAGGAUAUGAAGGGCGAGUCGCGCAAUGUGUCCCGGAGGUCAAGCCAACGCCAACUUCGACUGCCGUCAAACCAAUAGAUCAUCGCUAUCGUGCAACAUAGAGGAUCGCUUUCAUCGCUAUAGUUUAAUUCUUUCUUUCGUUCGCCCAUUUGUAUAUGCUGCUGUGCCGCUUUGCUGACAUCUUUCGUUUAACCUAACCUACGCUUUAUUGUCGUAACUUACAUUCUUUCGCCGGCG
This is a messenger RNA of Gloeophyllum trabeum ATCC 11539, 5019 nucleotides long. Its product is annotated as acetyl-CoA synthetase-like protein. Bases 1 to 4860 code for a protein of 1619 amino acids. Lineage: Eukaryota; Fungi; Basidiomycota; Agaricomycetes; Gloeophyllales; Gloeophyllaceae. Gene Ontology annotation, biological process: fatty acid metabolic process. The record is from RefSeq and is a predicted model, not a curated record. The transcript has 6 exons. Gene Ontology annotation, molecular function: medium-chain fatty acid-CoA ligase activity; phosphopantetheine binding.